Molecule: messenger RNA, 2231 nt
Organism: Ceratosolen solmsi marchali
Lineage: Eukaryota; Metazoa; Arthropoda; Insecta; Hymenoptera; Agaonidae
Gene: Doa
Product: CDC like kinase darkener of apricot
Exons: 13
Coding region: 32-2002 (656 amino acids)
Biological process (GO): regulation of RNA splicing; protein phosphorylation
Cellular component (GO): nucleus
Molecular function (GO): protein serine/threonine kinase activity; ATP binding
Source: RefSeq, a predicted model, not a curated record
GCAGUGUGACCUGGAGCGCCGCUCCUCUAGGAUGAGUAGGGCCCUCAUGCGGCUCAUCCAGCUCCCGCACACGGUUAUCCUCGACAUAUCGCGACGUCAGUCGACUGAACCGAGACACAGCACCCGCAUCUCCAUACUGGAACACCUUCGCGAGUACAAGUUGGCAUGCAAAAAGCUGUGGAUGACAUCACUAAAUACUGUACUUUCGUCAUACGCGCACAACAAAAUUGAUGUGGGAAAUAACUUUAACAGAUUAAACAUUCUUACAUCCAAAACUUUACUAGAUUUACAAAUGCCAAGAAGUAGGAGACGUCACCGUUCGCGAAGCCAUUCGCGAUCACAUUCACCUGCUUCACCACAAUAUGAUCACAAACGAAGGCGGAUUGAUCAUGAAAGUCCUCCAAGUAAAGGAACAUAUAGCGGUGAGCGGGUACUGCGGCUGCGCCAGCACGAGCGCGGCACCAGCCAGGAGCGUCGCUACAAGCGCUCGCACCGGCGCUCGCCGAGCAGCGGCCGCCAGCACUCCCAUGCUGUCCAGCACGCGCACCGGGAGCGGGACCGUGACCGCGACCGGGACCGGGAGCGCGAUCGGGAGCGCGACCGCCCGGCCGCAUCGGGCCUCGCGGGCUCGACCUCGGCCAUGUCCUCGUCGAAGCGCAAUAGGGGCCGACGCCACCAUGCCUCGGUCUCGCCCAAUCCUGAGCAGCGCCACAGGCACCGCUCGCCUGCCUCCAAGAGCCAGAGGAGACCGCACAAAGAGUUCAGCAGCAUCAUUGGAGAAACAACUACGAGGCAGCAAUUCUACAAGAAUAAUAGUGCGAGAAUGAAGCUCGUCGUGAUGCCUGAGUCUCAGGUGCCCUUUCUACCCAAGAGCCCACGAGCGCCCUCCAUCGAGGACGACGUAGAAGGCCACCUCGUUUACGAAUCUGGCGACCUCCUGGCGAAUAGAUAUGUAGUACUGGCCACCCUAGGAGAGGGUACUUUUGGAAAGGUUGUCAAGGUUAAGGACUUGAAAAUGGACCAUGUAAUGGCAUUGAAAAUAAUCAAGAACGUGUUGAAGUAUAGAGAUGCAGCCAGAUUGGAGAUCAACGCGUUGGAGAAAAUUGCAGUGAAGGAUCCGGAGGGGCAACAUUUGUGCGUUAAGAUGCUUGAUUGGUUCAACUAUCACGGGCAUAUGUGCAUUGCCUUCGAGAUGCUUGGACUCAGUGUUUUUGAUUUCUUAAGGGACAAUAACUUCCAACCUUAUCCGUUGGAACACGUGAGGCAUAUAGGAUAUCAACUUUGUUAUGCUGUUAAAUUUUUGCAUGACAAUAAAUUAACACACACAGACCUGAAACCUGAGAAUAUACUAUUUGUUGAUUCCGAUUACGAAGUUAUUUACAACAGUAAGAAAGUCCCUCCCUUAAAAAGAGAAGACGUAAGGAGAGUAAAGAGGACCGAUAUCAGGCUCAUUGAUUUUGGUAGUGCCACUUUUGACGACGAGCACCACAGUACUAUUGUCAGCACAAGGCAUUACAGAGCACCCGAAGUAAUCUUAGAGUUAGGAUGGACCCAACCUUGUGACGUAUGGUCGAUUGGCUGUAUUCUUUUCGAAUUGUAUCUGGGCAUUACUCUAUUCCAAACACAUGACAACCGUGAACAUCUCGCAAUGAUGGAACGUAUACUUGGCUCGAUACCUCAAAGAAUGGCUCACGAAACAAAAACCAGAUACUUUUAUCACGGAAAGUUGGAUUGGAACGACAAAACCUCCGUUGGGCGAUAUGUUCGUGACAAUUGCAAACCUUUGCAUAGAUAUCUGUUAUCGGAUAACGAGGAGCACAAGCAGCUGUUCGAGCUAAUGCUGCGGAUGCUGGAGUAUGAGCCAUCGUCUCGGAUUACCCUGAAAGAGGCGUUGGCGCACCCCUUUUUUGACAAGCUGCCCGCCAAUCAGCGACUUACUGACCCGCGAGCUGCCGGCGACUCUCAACAGUCACACGAGCGCUCACACUCGCUCUCUCGAUGAAGCUAGGGGAGGGACCGCACCGCUGGCUGCCCAGCGACGUCGGCACGCCGAUGCAUUGGCUCAGCUGUCGAUCAGUCGCUCGUUGCGCGAUGACCCGUCGUGAUCAUUUUACGUACAUGGCUCAAGGUGUUCGCGAUAGGCACUACCGAGUCUCCUACCGCUGCAGCUUACAUUCGUUGAUCGUUCGUUCGUUCGUCCCUCCCAUCCAUCCAUCCACUCAUCUCCUACU